This is a messenger RNA of Octodon degus (degu), 552 nucleotides long. RefSeq names its product RNA polymerase II subunit F (gene Polr2f). NCBI's taxonomy places the organism in Eukaryota, Metazoa, Chordata, Mammalia, Rodentia, Octodontidae. Gene Ontology annotation, biological process: DNA-templated transcription. Gene Ontology annotation, cellular component: RNA polymerase I complex; nucleus; RNA polymerase III complex. Gene Ontology annotation, molecular function: DNA binding; DNA-directed RNA polymerase activity. The coding region runs from base 93 to 476 and encodes 127 amino acids. The transcript is spliced from 5 exons. The record is from RefSeq and is a predicted model, not a curated record.
GCGCAGGAUAUGCGUCGUGUGGCGCGAGGUAGAGGCGCGCUGUUUGGGGUGUCUGGGUGCCGCUCUCGCGGCGUGGUCGCGGUGAGGGCGUCAUGUCAGACAACGAGGACAACUUUGAUGGUGACGACUUUGAUGAUGUCGAGGAGGAUGAAGGACUAGAUGACUUGGAAAAUGCUGAGGAGGAAGGACAGGAGAAUGUGGAGAUCCUCCCUUCUGGGGAGCGACCGCAGGCCAACCAGAAGCGCAUCACCACCCCAUACAUGACCAAGUACGAGCGAGCCCGCGUGCUGGGGACCCGAGCGCUGCAGAUCGCGAUGUGCGCCCCAGUGAUGGUGGAGCUGGAGGGCGAGACGGAUCCACUGCUUAUCGCCAUGAAGGAGCUCAAGGCCCGGAAGAUCCCCAUCAUCAUCCGCCGCUACCUGCCUGACGGGAGCUAUGAAGACUGGGGGGUGGACGAGCUCAUCAUCACCGACUGACUGGGGACGCCUCUGGCUCGCCUCCGCCUGCUUCUAGCCUCACUUUAUACGCGUACAUAAUAAACUGUUUAACCCC